Molecule: messenger RNA, 1045 nt
Organism: Harpegnathos saltator (Jerdon's jumping ant)
Lineage: Eukaryota; Metazoa; Arthropoda; Insecta; Hymenoptera; Formicidae
Exons: 6
Coding region: 16-378 (120 amino acids)
Source: RefSeq, a predicted model, not a curated record
UACGAAAAUGCAUUGAUGACUUUAUCGCCUCGAAGCCGAAAAAUAGAGGAGCGUUUGGACCGCAUGGAAGUACAAUUCAAACAAUUUCAACAUACCCUGGAGACUGUGUUGAAAUGUGUGCGUACACGCCAAGAUAAAGGCCGAGCUGCUCGAAAACCGGACUGUCUGCCUAUUUCUACCGAGAUGGAAAUACAAACAUUUGAAACAGUGGACGAUGAUAUUUAUGAACAAGUGGUAGAUUAUCUUCAAUACGUGGGAGGUUUUACAGUGAAAGAAGCAAUCAACUUGGCUUUCAAGGAAGUAAUAAAGGACAACUUGACAAUGAAGUUUACAUGGUUUGGCUGUGAAGGAGAAUCGCAACCGUUAUAUAUCAGGUAAUGAAACCUGUUGCCAAAGGUCUAGAUAUUUUACAAGGAGACAAAUAUGUUUUUAUGGAAUAUUUAUUGCCUACGUUAUUAUCAAUCGAAGAACAUUUAAAUCAAAAACUAACUCAGACGCUAUAUGUAAAACCAUUAAUAAAUGCCCUCCUGAAAGGUAUUCGCAAAAGAUUUCACCAUCUCUAUAAACACAACGAAUUGAGAAUUGCUGCCUGUUUGAUACUGGAUUUUAAAUUAUGCUGGAUACAAGAUGAAAAUGAAAAAAAAGAGGUUAUCGAACUUUUAAAAUUUAUGUUCAGAGGUUUAACACCGAAAACUAUGCAGUGUAUAUAAAUAUAUCCAUAGAACAGAUCUUACGUAAAACCGACGAUUUUUUUAUAUUUAACAAGACGCUAGACAAAAAUCGAAACGAAAACGCAAUUAUAACUGAUCGUACUAUUCAAACCUACUUAUCGACUGAUAUAUUUGCGACAAAAAAAGAUUUUCCUAAUGUGCUCAACUUUUAUAAAAUAUAACACGUCAAUACCAUCUUCAGCUCAUGUCGAACAGCUGUUCAGUACAGGAGGGCUCGUUUUCGACAAUCUUCGAGGAAAAAUAUCUGAUAAAAAUUUUGAAAUGGCUUUAUUACUUAAAUUUAAUAAGUAUCUAUAAAUAUAUAAAAAAAGGUU